CGACCUUAUAUUCACUAAUCAGACCAUAUAUAUAUUUACCGCCGAAAAUUUACCGUCUGCGAAAUACAUUGAUCAUCUUGCUCAAGAAUUAUCAAGAUCGCCACCACCAUGGAGGAUUUAACCCACAUUGCAGAUUCCAGUAUUGUGAUCAAGAAAAAGAAAACUAAAGGUCGUCAAAAAAUCGACCCUACUAAGAAAAUCGUAAACCCCAGCAGUCUUCAAGUCGCAUUCUCUAAACGACGAACCGGGUUGUUCAAGAAAGCCGCCGAAUUGUGUGUUUUGACCGGCGCCCAGAUUGCGAUUCUGACCCAAUCUCCCGGUGGCAGAAUCUUUUCAUUCGGUCACCCCAAUGUUGAUGUUGUCAUUGACCGUUUUCUUGAUAUUAAAGACAGCAACUUUAAAUAUGAAGAAGAAAUCAAGAACCCUAAAGAGACGAGUAAUUUAAUGUGGUUCGAUGAGCCGAUUGAUGGUAUGAACCUUGAAGAGUUGGAAGAGUAUCUGCAUUCUUUGGUUGAGUUGAAGAACAACGUCGACAGAAGGGCUGAUGAACUUAUGAUGAUCAACACAAAUCCAAGAAUCUUGGGCCCGGAUUUCGUUCAUUUUGGGUUGAAUAACGGUUUUCCAAUGAUGAGUGUUCACUGAUUCUUUUGAUGUCCCCAGAAAUUCAGAAAAUUUAUCUUCUAGUUAGGUAAAAUAUUGAGUUGUUAGUAU
Messenger RNA from Erigeron canadensis, 711 nucleotides. Its product is annotated as agamous-like MADS-box protein AGL62. Gene Ontology annotation, biological process: regulation of transcription by RNA polymerase II. Gene Ontology annotation, molecular function: protein dimerization activity; DNA-binding transcription factor activity, RNA polymerase II-specific; RNA polymerase II cis-regulatory region sequence-specific DNA binding. The record is from RefSeq and is a predicted model, not a curated record. NCBI's taxonomy places the organism in Eukaryota, Viridiplantae, Streptophyta, Magnoliopsida, Asterales, Asteraceae. Bases 109 to 642 code for a protein of 177 amino acids. The transcript has a single exon.